Etheostoma spectabile (orangethroat darter) is the source of this 3996-nucleotide messenger RNA. RefSeq lists its product as uncharacterized. NCBI's taxonomy places the organism in Eukaryota, Metazoa, Chordata, Actinopteri, Perciformes, Percidae. The transcript has 14 exons. Bases 1759 to 3996 code for a protein of 745 amino acids. The record is from RefSeq and is a predicted model, not a curated record.
CUCACUCCCAAGUCGUAACAUGUGGACGCUUGGUCAGGAACCCUUGGCGUAACAUUUCAACGUAAUGGGCACCCCUCGAAGUAAUAUUUUAACGUGCAGGGAACUCCUAUAGACUUUAAUGGAGCCCCGUCCUCGUAAAAUAUAGACGACAGGGGACCAUGACGUUUCAGAUCUCGGGGAUGACUGGCCCACAAUAGGAAUAAAAAAUAGCAUAAUAAAUGAUAUGUAUAUAACAUUUAAACACAUAGAGAGUGGCAAAAUAACAGCUCCUCCAUUUUUAACAGCCGUUUUUUAGUUUAACGUUGCUCUAUAAAUAAGGUUUUCGCCAGAAGUUUUGGCGGAUAUUGCGUCAAACUGACGAGCUAUAGGCAUUAUACACUGUCGAUAGUCGAUUAAUUAAUUUAUUUUUGUCUUUGCAUAGCUUCAUUUAAAUCUGGUUUAAAUGUUUAAAUGUUUAAGAAACGCAUUUGCCAUUAUUUCUACGCUGGCAUAUUUAGUGUUUUCCUAUGUGGAUAGCGGUGCCGCCCAACUAGACGGAGCGGCAUCCUUGGCGUCGCGCACCGCUCGGAAUAGCCGCCGAGCGCGGCGCUUUCAGCUUUGACUUCAUUGCCGCUGACCUAUCAAGGCGCGACCAAUGGCUGAGCCAAGAAGCAAUGAUGACGUCCCUGCGCUGGUCGUGCAUCUAUGCACUGCGCGCCACUCGACGCACAGAUCUGCACGCGUUUUCAACUUGGUAAGUAAAAUACAGAAGUACAAUUAUCCCCACCGCUACCUAGUUAGCUCAAUAAGUUGUAGUUCAAACCCUUCAACGUGCAGGCUAGCAGUCUAAUGGGACGAUGAAUGAUGUAAAGCGUUAAUAAAAAUACUAGCUAGCUCCAACAAGUGAAACCUACAGUAACGUUAGCGGUAAGGUAACGUUAGCUGCUGUUAGCAAAUCAAGUGUUUCUUUAUGCCUAGCUUAUUGCCACAUAUAACCUCAUAACGGGUACAAUCAUGGUCUCACCUAGCACCUAAGCACUAACUUUGAAAAGCCAUCCCUAACUUUGAUUGAAAAUACUCUAACAGCAGAUUAACUGUUUUGACUUUACUAUUGUGCUAUUCCUGAAUUGUCUACAGUAAAAUGAACUUGAUAAAGCCUGAUAAGUUUUCCUACUGCUAUUGUCUCUCUUAUUCCAUCUCAACAUGUGCUUAAUGUAAUUAGCCAUAACAGUAGAUUUACUAAAAUAUUGGCCAGAUGUGUUGGUGAAGUAGUGGCAGAGAAACAGUAAAUAUGUUGUUUAGACAGUUACAAAAUGCAGUUUGUCUAAUAUUUGUCAGUAAGUUUAUAAUCACACAGUGUAAUAAAUCAGUUACUAGUUCAUAGUAAGUUUUUACUAUGCCUAAUUAAGAUAAUUUUCUCUAAGUUGGCAUGGUGGCUUACGGAAUUAUUUAAUUACUUUUUUAUAAAGGAUAAUAAUUACAAUUCCAGCCACAGAUAAAUGACAUUUUGUUUAAAUUAGGCUUUUUGCAAUUGCUCAAAUUGUAUCUUAUUUGUGUUUCAAAUCAACUUUAUUCUUUCUGUACUGAAAGGAUUUAAAUUAGAGGUUUUUCUGAGUAAAUGAAUAGAGCUGAUGUUACUUAAUGCUGCCGUGUACUUUUCUGGUUCAGUAAAACCAUGAGCUGUUGUUAACAAUUAAUGCCUUAUUUUAAUAUCACAGUAAAAAUAAUCCUUAUAUAUUUUAUUCUCAUUUGCAGAAAUGACAAAACCCAAACUUCUUAAUGAUGACAUCCCCGCAAUGCUCUUGCAUCUCCACUCAACGCCUCUGCACACACUUUCAACUUGAUCUGAACGAUUACCUGCUUGAUGAAAAACUUACUGAUGACCUCCAAAAUGCUGAUGAACUGCUUGCUGAGCUGCAGAAAGAGAAGGCAGCACUACCAGCUAGGACAUCCACGUCAAAAGUCAGGUGGAGAAAGAGAGACAGUGAUGGGAAUGUACUCUAUGCAAGGCCAAGGUCACGCAGGAAUCAGUCAGAAAAAGCUGGUGAUCACACGCCUAAUCCUCCCUGCAACACUGCUGAUCAUGGCCCUAACUCUGCUUCAGAGACUGCUUCAAAGACCAUCUCUGCUGAAUGUCUUGUGCAAGAUCUACAGUACUCCUUGAGUGUCUCUGAUGAUGAGAUACAAGAAGCUGCAGUUGACCAGGGAGCUCCUCUGGCUUCUGUGGAUUGGAGCACUCGUAACGCUCUCUUUUUUGAGAGAUGGAGGGCAAAGAGACCUUACCUUGUAAAUAGCAUGCUGGCACAGGGGAACGUGGAAACAAAAAUCUGCAGUCAAUGUGGGAUCAACUGUGCAGCUGUCAGAUGCAGAGACUGCUUACCAUGUCCAUUCCUCUGCGCUGAAUGCGACAUCAGCCGUCACAACAAAACCUACAUCCUUCACAACCGGGAUGCUAUGUGUGCUGGUUUCUUUCAGCCAUUGCCUCCAACCAGUUGCGUUGUGGAUAAUGCUGUUACACACUGUGUACGGCUUUUGCCUAUUGAGAUGCCUGUCCAAAUCUGUCGCUGUCCACCAGAGGCAUUGAGGGUCAUCCAAGGAAAGGCAGUUGCUUUGGUCACAAUAAAUGGACGGUAUGAUCUCAACAUGCCAGAGCUAAGCUGCGAGGGAUGCCAGGCUACUUGGACUGCAGAAGUGGAUGACCUUAUACAAAGUGGCUACUGGCCCGCCACCCUCAAUUUUGCGACAGUUUAUGAGGAAGACUUAUUUUUUACUUUUGAGAGCAUGAAGAUGGCAUCACCUGGAAUGUCCUGUCAGGCAUUUCUACGAAUGCUUGAGAAGCGGACUGUUCGCUUUGGCCGUACUGGAAAGCUCUCAUCUGACAGCUUUCAGAAAAGCUUUUUUGAAUGGGCUGCUGUUCAAUAUGAAGUUGAUGCCAUUUGCAAAGAGGAGCAAUUUAGCUGUCCUGCCUGCACUCCAGCAAUGCUUGCCGUCUCGGUUGACGGAAACCGCAAGCUUUAUCGUUUCAAGAGUACAGCACGAUCAGAGGAGCGGCCGAUCUUUGAUGGUGUCUUCAUUGCUAAUGAUGAAGAUGUGACCAGAUUUGUGGACCAAGUACACACCAAAACCAAACAUGUCACUGGAAAAGGCAUUUGUGGUGGGGAGUGGUUGGCAGCCCGAGAGACUUCCUGCAGAUCUAGGAGUAAGGUGGAUGAGGAAGGACUGGAGCUGGCAGUUUGCAGGCACGGUGUCUUGCUGUCUGCCCUUAAUAUGUUUAGGGGUGAAAUAUAUGCAUACCCCAUGUUCAUUCUUACAGAACCAGCUUGCGCCCAAGUAAAAUGGAGUGGAGCCAACCAAGAUGGGGCUGGUUCGACAUUAGGGGAGGAAGUAGAGCAGUGUAAUGCGUUUCUCUCCAGAAUAGCGGUCACUACAAAGCACAUGUCAAAAGCAGGACGCAAUGACAUGCUUACACUCCUCUCCAUGAGAUGGAACCAGCAGAAGUUUCAAAACCUGGCAAAUUCUCUUUCCCAAAGAUACCAUAAGUUGGGGGACCUGGAAACUCUGAAAGCCAAGCUUCAACUGCAAGAAAAAAACAUGGAGGAAUUUGUGCAAGAUGUGAAAGACUGGGCAGAUGGCGCUGUUGAUUUCAGCACAAAAAAGGAAGUCUUUGAUAGGGUCAUGGCAGUUCGAAGGCUUCAAGAGGAGAAGAAGAUCCUUGUCAAAGAGAUCAAGCAGCACUGGGAUUCUCUGAAGUCCCAUGCCAGAGUCUUGUCUGAGUGGUCUUUCCAUCAGAGUGAAAACACCCAAGGACAUCUCACAGAGAAUGCGAAGAAGGGUGUCACUUGCCUCAUCCGCAGAAGGCUGAGGCAAAUGAAAGAGCUGCAAAGGCGUGCAAGAAAAGUCUACCUGCAUGUCCUGUCUAACCCAGAAAAUGACAAUCAGUUUUUUUGCACUACAGAUAGUUCAGAUGAAUUUGACUUUAGCUCGGAAAGUUCAGACUCCGAUGUUGACGCUAUGUAA